UAAAAUCCUGGAUUUAUAUUGGUCAGUGAUAUAAGAACAAGCAAUUAAAGUAAUUGUGUGCUUUCGUAAUAUUACUAACCUGCAACUAAGCAAAUGUAACAGUCUGGUGAUUCAAUGAAUUGUAGCGCUUACUCGGUGGGAACCUUUGUUACAGGGAGAUGGGGUCUGGUAGGAAGAUGUUGGAGAGCGGGAUUCUGGGAAGAGCUGAGUUCGUUGUACCGGAUGUGUGAUUUUCAAUAAAGUGUGUUCAUUUAGAAGUAAUACACAGUCUACCGAGCAGAACCCCAUUUGAUACUGCGACAGUUUAAAGAUGGAAUCAGUCCCGAUUAAAGAGGAGCUCCCUAAACUUGAACUGGUCCCCAUUAGACUGGAGUUCUCUGGACUGUCUUCCCUCCCCAUUAAACAGAAGCUCUGUGAGAUGCCAUCUGACAGCAUCAAGUCGGAGGUGUCUGGGAUUAAAGCUGAGCGCAAUGAAUUGGAGAUCUCCCAGACAGAAGAACCCCUUCCUGUGAAUGAAGAGGUGCUGGAAAUGUUACCAAGCAGAACCACGUUUGAUGCCUUGGACAAUGUGAAGAUGGAAUCUGUCCCGAUUAAAGAGGAGCUCCCUAAACUUGAACUGGUCCCCAUUAGACUGGAGUUCACUGGACUGGCUUCCCUCCCCAUUAAAGAGGAGCUCUGUGAGACGCCCUGUGACAGCAUCAAGCCAGUGGUGUCUGGAAUUAAAGCUGAGCGCAACGAACUGGAGAUCUCCCAGACAGAAGAACCAGUUCCUAUGAAAGAAGAGGUGCUGGAAAUGGUGCGUAUUAAACUGGAGCCCCUGAAAGAGGAGGUACUCUUGAAACCAGGGAAGGAAGAAUCCGAAGACUUGAAAGCAGCCCCCACUGAGCUGGGUCCGGUACACCUGCGGGAGUGUAGCGUGGUGCUGGAGAGAAUCUAUGUGAGAAAGCAAGGCUCUGGAGAGGAAGGCUCUCCCAACAGCACGCAAGGAGGUGGACAGGACGACGAGAGCUCACAUUCAGAGUGCAGUCCAGCAGGUGAGUGACUGACUAGCUGUGACAUUGUCAUUCUACACUGAGUGAUGGCCACAAUGUGACUGAGAGGCUGAGAACAGAUAGCAGGGCUCCACAUUAGCAUCCAGGUUCAUUUUGCAUACUUGUC
This is a messenger RNA of Acipenser ruthenus (sterlet), 1158 nucleotides long. RefSeq lists its product as uncharacterized. Lineage: Eukaryota; Metazoa; Chordata; Actinopteri; Acipenseriformes; Acipenseridae. The transcript is spliced from 3 exons. The record is from RefSeq and is a predicted model, not a curated record. Bases 311 to 1042 code for a protein of 243 amino acids.